Suillus clintonianus is the source of this 396-nucleotide messenger RNA. RefSeq lists its product as uncharacterized. The record is from RefSeq and is a predicted model, not a curated record. Lineage: Eukaryota; Fungi; Basidiomycota; Agaricomycetes; Boletales; Suillaceae. The annotation marks the transcript as partial. The transcript has 2 exons.
GGACGCAGGUCUGCAGAGACCAAUGCUGCACUUGACGCAGGAUUCGCGGUCGUUGAUCAGGCACUGCUCGAGUUAUCCAGGUCCACUACGAUGCCCAUGCAUCAGGUCAUCAACCUGUUCAUGAAGAGCCGUGGACGCACAGCAAGCAGCAUCAAUUACUGGAAUCUUUAUUCCAAUUAUUUCAAGGACAAGUCCAAGCAGGAACUCGCCCGACUUGGUCGAGAUCUUUCGGCUGGAGGAAGCACGCCAAGCGCGGGUGUGCGUAAAGAAUGCUAUGUGAAGUUCAAAGAACAGUUCCCCGACACAUAUCAAGAUAUCCUUGACACCCACGAUGAGAUGGCUUCACUAGGUGGAUUGCCUCAAACAGUCAGCCAACGUGCGCAGGCAUUCCAGAGG